Molecule: messenger RNA, 932 nt
Organism: Trichoderma citrinoviride
Lineage: Eukaryota; Fungi; Ascomycota; Sordariomycetes; Hypocreales; Hypocreaceae
Exons: 5
Coding region: 6-587 (193 amino acids)
Biological process (GO): DNA-templated transcription; transcription initiation at RNA polymerase III promoter
Cellular component (GO): RNA polymerase III complex
Source: RefSeq, a predicted model, not a curated record
UCAAGAUGUUCAUCCUCACCAAAUUCGCCGACCUGGUGCAAAUCUCUCCAGAAGAUUUCUCAAAGCACAGUAUUGUAGCGAUUGAGGACAACAUCAAUGCCAAAUACGCAAACAAGGUGGUUCAAAAGAUCGGACUGUGCAUAUCUCUGUUUGAUGUCCUAUGGACGUCCGAAGGCUUGAUAGGCCACGGCACCGGCCUCGUCAACGUCAAUGUCGAGUUUCGGAUGAUCGUCUUCAGGCCCUUCAAGGGAGAGGUCAUGCUUGGCAGGAUACGUAGCUCGACUCCUUCUGGCAUCCACCUGAGAACAGACUUUUUCGACGACAUUUUUGUGCCGUACGAGGAGCUCCCCCAGGGGGCUGAAUAUAACCACAGCGAACAAAUCUGGAUAUGGAACUUUGACGAAGAGCGCCUGUUUUACGACAAUCACGAAAUGGUCCGUUUCCAGGUCAUUGACGAAGAAUGGCACGAUCAGACCCCAGUCGGGCCCACCCAAGCAGAAGACACGCCGGCGAAGACGCCUUACAAGAUCAAAGGCAGCAUGGCUGCCGAAGGUCUGGGCGUGUGUUUGUGGUGGGAUGGUGCCUGAUUGGAUGAUUUACAGCAGCUAUACAAAGUCUACACCUUGAUCCUCUCCAGCAGUCGCUCCUCGAUGCCGUCCAGGACAGAGUAGUGCUCAAUGACGGCCAGGUUCUCGGCUUCAGCCUUGAACAUCUUGCUCGGAUCCUGUCCAGGAGCCAUGGGUCCAACGGGCAUCUGCUGGGCCUGCAUCUGCUGAGCAAUUUGGCUUGCGGCUGUUGACUUAUUAGACCGGAUCGUUCAGUAGGGGUUGCGUUUGUCAACUCACCAUUGUCACUACCAAGAAGGAACACAUAGACAAACUGCAGACCGAAAAUGCACAAAAAGUACCAGCUGAUGCUGGACAUCCACCGCG